ACAUUAUCAUAUCUAUCAGAAUCAGUGACCUGUACCUAUGACCUUUCACCUCCUUUAUGAGUCUACUGAGGACCGCCAUCUUGUCUAAGGGUUUUUGCACGUCCGAUAAACACUUCAGGUCAUGAUGGGGCAGGGUGCAGGAAAAAACAAAAAGGGAGCUGAGCAGCAGCCUGGUGCAGAGGAUGCUGGGAAGGCAGCAGAGGAUGCUGGGAAGGCAGCAGAGGAUGCUGGGAAGGGAGCAGAGUUGGCACCUGCCGUCACCGCCACCAGGAGGACCACACGAGCUAGUCUUACUGCAACAGAGACUGACGUCUUGGAAGUUUCCUUCAAGGGACAACAAGGUUCUGGUGAGCAACCAUCGGGACUAGCAGGCAGAAAGACAAAGAGCAGUGGUGCCACAUCUCCUGCACAGUCCCCCUCCAGAAAAAGGUCACGUAUCCUUCCUUCCACAAGCAGCACAGACCAAGACAUGGAGGAUAUGGCACUGAAGAAAAAGCCAGUAGUGAUCCUUGAGCGUUUAAACAUGUCACCAGACCAGAAGACUGUUAUAAUUCCAGACGUAAGCAAGAUGGGCGAUGGAGCUGUUGGUUUCUCUGGUACAGGACAGAUCAUACCAAGCACAUCUUCAUACAAGGAAGCAAGCACCAGUUUCGAUGCAAGCCUUGCCAUUCAAACCUCUAGCCCUACAAUGUCACCUCGUCGUAAGACUAAGAGAGUCAGAUUUGAGGACAAAACUGUCGGGGAUUUAUCUUCAGGUGCCACUGUAAGCGACAAUGCCCAGGCUAUGAAAGAAAUGACUACCACAUCUUCCUCUGUGCAAGAAACAUCAGGACCAUCUAAAUCCGUCAGAGCUCCACAACCAAGUACCAGCAAGCCAGAAGCCACAGUGGAAGCCCCGGUAAGCUGCCCACCCAGCCAGAGGAGGAUCAAGCUUACAGCCAGGAAGAGUACUUUUUCGGGGAAGAAGCCCAAAAGGGUAGGUGUGCAAUCAGCUGUGGUAGGUACUAAUGAAGAUAGCAGUGAAAAUGAUGCUGCUAUCGAUCAAGUUCAGAAGGGGAAAGAAGAAACCAGUACUGCAGCAUUUGAGAAGACUGUAUCUUCUGUGACUACAGAAGAGACUGUAUCGGAAAACGUCGCCCCUGAAAAAGAAGGAAGCAAUGAUAAAGAACUGCCUGAAAAAAUACAGACGUCUCCGCCUGAACAAAUACACACAUCUCCAGUAGUUUCGGGCGACCACAACUAUGUCCGUGAUUCUUCUCCAGUGAAAAAGCCCACAAGAGCAAAGAGGAAAACUAAGUCAGCCUCGCCCAAAAAUGCCAGUGAGAACCAAGCAGUAGCUGAAAGCGGAACCCGUAGAAGGAGUUCACGAGCGCCCAAAGUGAAAGAGUUUGGAAAGGAGUUCCAGGUGGACUUGUAUUCCAAAACCACAGCUGACAAAGAGGAGGGUGACGAAGAACACAUAUCUGGGAAGGGGAAGGAAGAAAUUCCAAAACAGCAGUCGGAAAAUGAAGAUCACUCCUACAUAAUAAGGGUUUCCCGCAGGAAGAGCAGAAAGCCACAAAAGUUAGAUGUUUUAAAAGCCGAUGCCUUGAAGUUAGAUCAGGAAAAUGAAACUACUGUGGGAGAUGAGGACUUGACUGUGAAAGAAGAGGCAGAAGAUGAAGAGAGAGAUCAGACAGUAGCUAACGAACCCUAUUACUGUUCCGAGUGUUCACGGUCCUUUACUCGCCAGUACACCUUCAACCUUCACAUGGCAACCCACGCUGGUGGGAGCAAAGACCCAAAACAACGCAAAUGUGACCACCCGGGAUGUACCAAGACUUUCAGGUUAAAAAGCCACCUACAGGAACACGUGGCACAGCACCAAUUUGAAGACGUCGAAAUGCUUGAGACCAAGAAGGAAGUGCCAGACCAGUUGGAGACUGCCCAGGAAGAAGGAACAGAAGAUGACCCAGAGUACAAGCCUGGAAUACAGUUAGUAGGAAGAGGGAAGUCUCGAAGAAUGGUCACGCCGUGGGUGCCAUGUCGUUACCCCGACUGUAAGAAACUUUUCAUCAGCAAGCGGGCCUCCAGUAAGCAUGAGAGCCACUUUCACCAGCCUAACCCUUCACUACGAUACCCCUGUACGUAUCAGGGGUGCGAUCAGACCUUCACUAGUCGGCAUUACCAAGCCAAACACGAGUUAGCCGACCACCCUAAUGAUCCAGACAUGAGGCCGCACCAGUGUCCACACUGCCCGCUACGCUUCGCUCACACGGGCACUCUGACGAAACACCAGUCCGUGCACAACCGCCCUAAAGACUGGGCACCCAUCUCUCACAAGUGUACCCAGCCGGGCUGCGCGCGCGUGUUUCCGACCCCGAGCAAACUUCGAGACCACCUCCUUUCGCACGGCGUGUGCACCACGCAGAAGUACCAGUGCGAGACCUGCGGGAAGUUCUUCCCCAGAAAGGGUCAGCUCAAGAAGCACAUUGUGUACACGCACACGGACGCCGCGCACCACUGUACGCAGUGCGACAAGAGGUUCCACACCGACGCCAGCCUGGCAAGGCACGUUACCAUCGCCCACGACAGGAAAUGGCCUCUGUCGUGCAAGCAGUGCGGCCGAGGCUUCCGCACCAAGUCCCUCCUGUUAGACCACCAGAACAUCCACCGGGAGAACCCGGUCAAGUACAAGUGUCAAGUGUGCGAGAAGGAGUUUCUGGUGAAGACCUACUUCAAGCAGCAUAUCCGGACUCACGACAAGAAACUGAAGACCCACAAAUGUUCGACCUGUGACAUGGGCUUCUCUUCUGGUUUCUUGCUACGACGUCAUGAGAUUCGACACAGUGGCGACCGCAUGUUCAAGUGUAAGUUCUGUGACAAGACAUACAAGCAUCGUGGGGCUGUGGAGCAUCACCAGAAAAAAGAACAUCAGGACCAGUAUGGAAAGGCUGUCGAUGACUACCUGAACCGUUUCGCCUGUAAUGUCUGCGGACGGACCGGACACACCAAGCAGGUGAUCGAGAAGCACAUCAAGGCCGUGCACCUGAACUUGAGGGACGAACAUUGCCCAUAUAAGGGCUGCAACAAGGCCUUUGUGGACCAGAAUGCCCUGAGGUCCCACAUUGCCACCAUGCAUGACCCGUCACUCCGACCAUUCAAGUGUGACAAGUGUGACCGGAGCUUCUACAGGAAGAAGCAGCUGGACUGGCACGUCUUUUCUCACAACAAAGAUCUCAGUCCUCAUCAGUGUGACAGCUGUGGGAAGAAGUUUGUGUGUGCCCGUACCCUGCGUGAACACGUGGAUGCCAUCCACAAGAAGAUCCGGCCCUACAGCUGCAGCUACUGCUCCAAGUCCUUCUCCAAACAACAUGCCUUGGAGGACCAUCAGAGGAUUCACACUGGAGAGAAGAAGUGGCCGUGUGACUUGUGUGAUGAGAAGUUCAUCAACACUCAUUACCGCAAGGUACACAAGGUCAAGGUUCACGGGAUGGGCCACCAGUGUCCGCAGUGCAACCUGUCCUUCAUGUCAACCCUUGCUCUCGAGCGCCACCAGAAGAGGCACGAGACCGAGAGGAAAACCACCCGUGCGUACCGUCGCAGGCAGCCGAGGGAGUCGGCAGCGGAGGAAGACCCUCCGGUUCCUGCUGUGUUGCCCGCCACAGAGGCGGUCGCAGCUGAAGUUCCAUCCACAUCGCAGGAAAACCAGGCUCCCGCCGCGUCCAGUCAGAGCGACGGUGAGAAGCUGAACUGCGAGUUCUGCCCGGAGAGUUUUGCCACCUUCGAAGAAUGGGAGGGGCAUUUGUCGAAGGUGCACAAGUGCUCUGUGACCGUGCUGUCCGAAACGGGUCCAGAUGCAGAGCCGGUGUACAAGGCUGUCAUCCAACCCACCUCAGAAGAUGGCAGCAUACCCAACAUGACCAAAAUACCUGUUACACAGCCAGAGCCACCACCCAAGAAAGAAGAAACAACCGAAGUUGUCCAAGAAGCACCGUCAGGGGGCGGUACUCUGGUAGCAGAGGCUAUCGCGGACGAGAGCUAUGCCACAAAGACAAUGCUAAAUCUCAUCGAUAAGUUAAACAACGAGAUAGAACAGCCAAAGGAACAGACUGAAACGAGUGCCAUAGAGUCGUUUGAUGUCAUCAGUGGGGAUGACUACGCCAGUCGAACCAUGUUGUCUCUUCUGGACCAGCUCAGCACUGAUGCAGGGCCAACCUCUUCAACUUAGAGACAGUGCAGAAAUAUCUUUUCUUCACUCAUUCAAUGCAACCAUUUACUCAAGUGUCUCAAGUACUUUCCGGUGAAAAACUUAGUGAUACUUUUCCUACUUUCCUUUUUGAUGAAAUUUUCUUGACUUAAAAAGGGAUGCUACAUUGUACUUCUGUGAUAUCUCAUACAAGGGGAACAGGUGAUGGUAGAACUCAACAUUGCACAGAUCAUUUGCAUUCAACAAUUUUCAUGAUAGUGUAACAACACUGUUUCUUAAGACUUUUCCUAAAUGGAAAGUUUAGCAAUGUGACUUGAUAAUACUAGAAGUUAACAUGUAUUACUGGUACUGUCUUGUAGUUCUUUAUUGUGAUGUUGAAGACAUGUAGAGGUAGUGAGUUAACACUUCACAAUGGUGGCAAGUGAUACUAUUUACUUGGUAAGUAGGAUAACAAGGACAACUUGAUCUAUUGUUAUCUUGAAUAGAGCUAAGAACACAGGUUUGCAAUGUGAACUAUGAAGCCAUGUGGUCUAGUCAGUUUAAGUUGUGGUCUAGUUAGUUUAAGUUGAUUAUGUGUUUGAACACUUAGUACCUACAUGUAUAAUAUAGGCAAUACACACCUUCAAUAGGUAUAGACAUCAUUUUCUGUAAAGGCACUGGAAAGACAAAAGUGCCAAUCUCUUUUAGUCCGACAUGGCCAGUCAUAUAUGAACAGUCACUGCCAAAUGUAGCCAUUGGUCAUUCAAGCUCAAUGACUGAUUCAGUAUUUAUGUUUUUAUAACAUUUUAGUACAUGUAUUUCUAAAGACUGUGAUGUAUUAUCUAGUGUUG
This is a messenger RNA of Branchiostoma belcheri (Belcher's lancelet), 5019 nucleotides long. Its product is annotated as zinc finger protein 252-like. Gene Ontology annotation, biological process: regulation of DNA-templated transcription. The transcript is spliced from 9 exons. Gene Ontology annotation, molecular function: RNA polymerase II cis-regulatory region sequence-specific DNA binding; DNA-binding transcription factor activity, RNA polymerase II-specific. Bases 122 to 4210 code for a protein of 1362 amino acids. Lineage: Eukaryota; Metazoa; Chordata; Leptocardii; Amphioxiformes; Branchiostomatidae. The record is from RefSeq and is a predicted model, not a curated record.